AAAAGAAGGGAAGUCCAUCCUCUCAAUUUCCUUAUAAGUAAUUGACUCUUUAAAUAGCUACAAUUACAAAGUCUAUGAUUUACUACUUAAUCUUUCUUAGUACCAUUAGUUUCAAGUGUUGUACUAUAGUUAGAAGUUAUAGCAACAGAAGACAAAAGGAAAGAAAUGUCAGGAAUAUAUGAACUUGGGAUUGAAGAAUAUUUUCUUGCUCAUCCUGAUCCUGUUAUUUUGGAAAUCAAUAAUUUGCAGAACCAACUCAAAGAGAAGGAUCGAGAACUUGGAGCAGCUCAAAGUGAAAUUAAGGCUCUGAAAGCAACGGAAGUCCUCAAAGACAAAGCUCUUGAAGAGCUCGGGAAUGAAUUUCAGAGAUUGGAGGGAAAGCUGAAAAUCAGCGAAACACUUGUUGAACAAAAGAAUCUUGAUAUCAAACGACUCGCUAAUGAGAAGAAAGAAGCACUGGCUGCACAAUAUGCUGCUGAAGCAACACUUAGAAGAGUAUAUGCAGAUCAGAAGGACGAUGAUUCUCCUCCCCUCGAGUCCAUUAUUGCUCCUCUCGAGGCAGAGAUUAAGAUGUAUAAGAAUGAGAUUGCAGCAUUACAGGAGGAUAAAAGGGCUUUGGAUCGACACACUAAGUCAAAAGAAGCAGCUUUGCUUCAAGCAGAAAUGAUACUAAAAAGUGCUUUAGAAAGGGCAUUAAUAGUAGAGGAGAUUCAAAAUCAGAACUUUGAACUUAGAAGACAGAUUGAAAUCUUUCAGGAGGAAACCAAAAUACUUGAUAAGACGAAUCGUCAAAAGAUUCUUGAGGUGGAAAAACUUAGCCAAACCAUUGUAGAACUCGAGGAGGCAAUUCUUGCUGGAGGAGCAGCGGCUAAUAGACUUCGUGACUACAAACGACAAAUUUCUGAAUUACAAGAAGAGAAGAGGACAUUGGAAAGGGAACUAGCAAGAGUUAAGGUUUCAGCGAACCGAGUAGCAACUGUCGUGGCAAACGAGUGGAAAGAUGAGAAUGACAAAGUUAUGCCUGUAAAACAGUGGCUAGAAGAGAGAAGGCUGUUGCAGGCUGAGAUGCAACGACUGAAAGACAAAUUAAGCAUAUCAGAGAGAACAGCCAAGGCAGAAGCACAACUAAAGGAUAAGCUGAAACUGAGACUCAAGACACUCGAAGAAGGCUUGAAGCAAGCGUUCAACGUCUCUGUCAAUCCCAAUAGAAACCAUGGAUCCACAAAAAUUCAAAAGACCAAACACUUUUUUGGUGUUCUGUCGAACAAUACCGGAGUAAAGAAGAGAUCGACAUCACAACCGAGGGUAUCCACCAUUAGCCGAAUCACCAAGCAGGAAAAUACGGAUCAAAGAAGCGAUGAUGCUUCUGGAGAAAUGAAGCAAGUCAUUAGUCUGAAAAAGAAGACUUUAUGGGAUUCUCGAGAUAAGAACAUUGACAGUGUUGGAAAAGAAAAUACAGAAAUGAAUAGCAAGGAAAUCACACAAUCACAGAAAGUAAAGAAUCCAGGAGAUGAUGAAGAAGAAAACAAAACUAGUCGAAGCAUGGAGAGCGAUAGCGAUGAUAUAGUAUCAGGUUUUUUGUAUGACAGGCUACAGAAAGAGGUUAUCAGUUUGAGGAAGUUUUGUGAGACAAAGGAAUCUGCUUUGAAUACUAAAGAUGAAGAAAUUAAGAUGCUAACGAAGAAGAUCGAGACGCUGUCUAAAGCCAUAGAAGUUGAAGCAAGAAAACGAAAAGUUAAGCAACAAGGUCAGUGAGAACAUCUUGAAGAUUCAUGUAAAAAGGCAGAAAAGGUGAUCUUGAUUCAUCAGUCUUUGACUCUUGCAUUUAUUGUAUAUACAAAGAGGUGAAUAGUAAUCACAGGAAUAAAGAUCCAAAUUUCAUUUGUAAUUUGUAAAGUGAGUGACUAACUCUGUCACAACUGGAUGGUAAUUCUUUUGUUUUAGUUUCUUACUUUUCCCCCAUUGUCCAUGUCCUUGUACAGUUAUUUUCAGCUUUAGAUUCAGAUGAGUAAUAAUAAUUGGAAGUUUGAUCCUU
This is a messenger RNA of Nicotiana attenuata, 2035 nucleotides long. RefSeq names its product microtubule-associated protein 70-5-like. The record is from RefSeq and is a predicted model, not a curated record. Lineage: Eukaryota; Viridiplantae; Streptophyta; Magnoliopsida; Solanales; Solanaceae. Gene Ontology annotation, molecular function: microtubule binding. The transcript is spliced from 10 exons. The coding region runs from base 166 to 1755 and encodes 529 amino acids. Gene Ontology annotation, biological process: cytoskeleton organization.